AGACAUAAACAAUCACUUUAUAACGAAUCUUAAGGAAAACGUUCAACUUAUGUGGCUAAGAAGUUCAUUUACCUUAAAAUUUUACAAAACACAAGUCACAAAAAAGAUUCACGUAUGAAUUCGAGAAUCAUUUAACUAAAAUAUGGAGCUAAAUUAGCUUCAAUGAUAACCGAUUUCGACAUACCAACCUACUUAUGAAAUCAAACCGUGCGAUUCAACCAAUUCAACAUCAAUUUGCGCAAAAAUUGAAGAAACUAGUAAGAAUCAAUUUUCGUUCAUAAGGGAUUUAAUAUAACAUUAAAAAAAAACCCAUAAAAGAACACCAACCAUUUUGGAAUUUUUGAAAUUCACACAAGGAAAAAAAGUGUAAAUUUGAAUUGAAACAACACUUUUACAAAGAAAUUGGAGAAGAAAAAGAAAUUGACAAAUAAAGGGUUACCAAUUGGAGGAAGAAGAUGAACAAAUUGAGGAAUUGGAGCUUGAAGAAACCAUGCCCGGAGCUACUGCCACCGCCGGCCACCGCCUCGCCGGUCGCCUCUCCAAGCCGCUGCUUUAUUCCCGUUGAUGUUCCCCUCUCGUUGUUCCCCCCUCUGUUUCCCCCUUGUGAAGCUUCAAUUUAUAGAAUGGAGAGCCAAAUUCUUCCGUUGGAGCAUUGAUUUUGGCGAACGUUGGAGAAGAGCCGUUGGAGGCUUGGUCGUCGCGGUUACUCUUCGAAGAAGAAGGAGAUGGAGCGCAUUUUUUUCCUUUCUUCGUUGACUUAGAAUGAGGGAGCAGAGAUGGGUUGUAUUUGUUGAUGGCUUUGGGCUUUGGGCCAAAUUCAAUCUCUUCUUUUCAAACUUGAACUCCGUUUUGGCCUUUUGCUAUAUUUUUCUCCAAACAAUAAGAUAUCUGAUAAUUUUUUGGUUAAGAAAAAUAAAAUAAAAAUAAUAGAAUGUAAAAAAUGAUUAAAAAACUACUAUUUAUGAAAGAAAAAUAAAAGAUUGUAAAAAUGAGAAUUAAAAUAAAACUAAACUAAAGAACUAAAAAUUAAAUACUAAAAAUAUAAAAAAUGCAUAAAAAAGAAUAAAAAGAACUAACCCAAAAACGACGUAUCAA
Cuscuta campestris is the source of this 1095-nucleotide messenger RNA. The record is from the annotation of a GenBank genome assembly. Lineage: Eukaryota; Viridiplantae; Streptophyta; Magnoliopsida; Solanales; Convolvulaceae.